CUGGGCAUGCUCAGUCGGCAGGGCCGCUUCAGCUCUCGGAGCAGGAAGCUUGGGCGCUCCGGCUGUAAGGAGCCGCGGCGGGGGGAAAAUGGAGCCCUUCACCAAUGAUCGGCUUCAGCUCCCCAGGAAUAUGAUUGAAAACAGCAUGUUUGAGGAAGAACCAGAUGUGGUGGAUUUAGCCAAAGAGCCUUGUUUACAUCCUCUAGAGCCUGAUGAGGUGGAAUAUGAGCCCCGGGGUUCACGACUGCUGGUGCGGGGUCUCGGUGAGCAUGAGAUGGAUGAGGAUGAAGAGGAUUAUGAGUCAUCUGCAAAGCUCCUGGGCAUGUCCUUUAUGAACAGAAGCUCAGGCCUGCGGAACAGUGCAGCCGGCUACAGGCAGAGCCCAGAGGGGACUUGUUCACUACCCUCUGCAAGGGCCAUGGUGGUGUGUGCUUCUGUCAUUGUGAUUGCUGUUUCUGUAAUCAUGGUAAUUUAUCUACUGCCCAAAUGUACCUUUACCAAAGAAGGCUGCCAUAAAAAAAACCAAUCGUUGGAACUAAUUCAGCCACUUGCAACAAAUGGGAAGUUGUUUCCAUGGGCACAGAUCAGGCUUCCCACUGCCAUUAUGCCUCUACGCUAUGAACUUAACCUACACCCAAACCUAACCUCGAUGACAUUCAGGGGUUCUGUGACGAUUUCACUUCACGCUCUUCAGCCCACAUGGAAUAUCGUUCUUCACAGCACAGGCCAUAAUAUUUCAAGAGUGACAUUUAUGUCAGCAGUUUCAAGCCAAGAAAAACAAGUUGAGGUCCUGGAAUAUCCAUUUCAUGAACAAAUCGCCAUUGUUGCCCCUGAAACCCUUCUUGAAGGACACAACUAUACCUUGAAGAUAGAGUAUUCGGCAAAUGUAUCUAGUUCUUACUAUGGGUUUUAUGGCAUCUCCUACACAGAUGAAAGUAAUGAGAAAAAGUACUUUGCAGCAACUCAAUUUGAACCCCUGGCAGCGAGAUCUGCUUUUCCUUGUUUUGAUGAACCAACAUUUAAAGCCACAUUUCUCAUCAGGAUCAUAAGGGAUGAGCAAUACACUGCUUUAUCAAAUAUGCCUAAGAAGUCAUCAGUCAUUAUGGAAGAUGGACUUGUUCAGGAUGAGUUUUCUGAGAGUGUGAAGAUGAGUACUUAUCUGGUUGCUUUUGUUGUGGGGGAGAUGAAGAACCUGAGUCAGGACGUAAAUGGAACUUUGGUUUCUAUAUAUGCUGUACCAGAAAAGAUUGGUCAAGUUCACCAUGCCUUGGAAACAACUGUGAAGCUUCUUGAGUUUUAUCAAAACUACUUUGAAAUUCAAUACCCACUUAAGAAAUUGGAUUUGGUGGCUAUUCCUGACUUUGAAGCAGGAGCAAUGGAAAAUUGGGGCUUGCUUACCUUCCGAGAAGAGACCCUUCUGUAUGACAAUAAUACUUCUUCAGUGGCAGAUAGAAAACUGGUUACUAAAAUCAUCGCUCAUGAGCUGGCCCAUCAGUGGUUUGGUAAUCUGGUAACAAUGGAGUGGUGGAAUGAUCUGUGGCUAAAUGAAGGUUUUGCUACUUUCAUGGAGUAUUUCUCUUUGGAAAAAAUAUUUGAAGAGCUCGCCAGUUAUGAAGAUUUCUUAGAUGCUCGAUUUAAAACCAUGAAGAAAGAUUCCUUGAAUUCAUCUCAUCCAAUAUCAUCAUCAUCUGUUCAGUCUUCAGAACAGAUUGAAGAAAUGUUUGAUUCUCUUUCCUAUUUUAAGGGAGCUUCUCUCUUGUUGAUGCUGAAAACUUACCUUAGUGAAGAUGUGUUUCAACAUGCUGUUGUUCUUUACCUGCAUAAUCAUAGCUAUGCAGCCAUUCACAGUGAUGAUCUGUGGGAUAGUUUUAAUGAGGUCACAAACAAAACACUGGAUGUAAAGAAAAUGAUGAAAACCUGGACCCUGCAGAAAGGAUUUCCUUUGGUGACUGUUCAAAGAAAAGGAAAGCAACUUCUUGUACAACAAGAAAGAUUCUUUUUAAAUAUGAAGCCUGAAAUUCAGCCGUCAGAUGCAAGCUAUCUGUGGCAUAUUCCACUAUCCUGUGUCACUGAAGGAAGAAAUUAUUCAAAAUAUCCAUUGGUACUAUUACUGGACAAGAAAUCAGGUGUCAUCAAUCUUACAGAAGAAGUGCAGUGGGUCAAAGUCAAUACAAACAUGAGUGGCUAUUAUAUUGUACAUUAUGCAGAUGACGACUGGGAAGCACUAAUCAAACAGUUGAAAACAAAUCCUUAUGUCCUCAGUGACAAAGACCGAGCCAACCUCAUCAACAACAUCUUUGAACUUGCAGGCCUAGGCAAGGUGCCUCUUCAGAGGGCCUUUGAUUUGAUUGAUUAUCUUGGAAAUGAGACCUCUACUGCACCCAUCACUGAAGCCCUAUUCCAAACGGGCCUCAUCUAUAACCUCCUUGAAAAACUGGGAUACAUGGAUCUGGCCUCAAGACUGGUGACCAGGGUAUUUAAAUUGCUUCAAAGCCAAAUCCAACAGCAAACGUGGACUGAUGAGGGCACCCCAUCUCUUCGAGAGCUUCGGUCAGUCUUGCUAGAAUUUGCUUGCACCCACAGCCUAGAGAACUGCAGCACUACUGCCAUGAAACUAUUUGACGAUUGGGUGGCAUCCAAUGGAACUCAAAGCCUACCUACUGAUGUCAUGACUACUGUGUUCAAAGUUGGAGCAAAAACUGAACGAGGCUGGUUAUUCCUCUUAAGCAAGUACAUCUCUAUAGGCUCUGAAGCAGAGAAAAAUAAAAUACUUGAAGCUCUUGCCAGCUCAGAGGAUGUAUGGAAACUUUACUGGUUAAUGAAAACUAGCCUCAAUGGAGAUAUCAUCCGAACACAAAAGCUGUCAUUUGUCAUUAGAACAGUGGGCCGACGUUUUCCUGGACACUUACUGGCGUGGGAUUUUGUCAAAGAGAACUGGAAUAAGCUUGUACAGAAGUUCCAUCUGGGGUCCUAUACCAUGCAAAGUAUUGUUGCCGGGUCAACUCACCUGUUUUCAACAAAGGCACACUUGUCUGAGGUCCGGGCAUUCUUUGAAAAUCAAUCAGAGGCAACCUUUCGGCUGCGCUGUGUCCAGGAGGCUUUGGAGGUCAUUCAGUUGAAUAUCCAGUGGAUGGAGAAGAACCUUAAAACUCUGACACAGUGGCUGUAGCACACACCCCGCACGUCCUCCCGUCGCCCAUUCAGAGAGCUUGUUGGCUUGGGCUCUGCUGCUUUUGCGAAAGCCCAGGUGAAGCCAGGGCCGCUGCCGAGUUGUUUGCACUCUCAGGAGUUCUAGUUAGCUCAGGGCCCGCCUGUGUUUCUCACCUGUCUUUUCUGAAACGUCUUUGGGCAGUAUGUAAUUAUUUAUUACAAAAUUAUCUUCACCCAUAUGCCAACCAUCUAGAAAACAAUGAGUAAUUUUUCUACUUUGAAGAUACUCAAAUGGGGAAAAAAUCUGUUUUGGGAUUCUAUUCUAUUUGUCAGUGUCUGGAAAGUACUGACAAUGUGAAACAAGAAAAGAUCUCCCAUAGGAGCCACCAACUGUGCAGGCUGCUGGUUUGUCAGCCAUUUGUUGCUUCUUGUUGAUAGAUGUUAUUUGAAUGUGGUGCAAAGUUAGCUUCAAAAUGUAUGGUAGUGAGGUCGAUGAAGCACGCAGCGGUAGAGAACUGAUCUCAGGUGUGCAGAUCUACUUUGGGGGUUUUGAUUAAUCCUUUAUUUUCUGCAAAAGUUUAAAUAAGAUCUUCAACUGUUAUAUUUUUUUCUGCUGAAUAGCCAGGUGCUACAGAAUUUUUAAAUUUUUGUUGUAUUAAAAAGCUAAAUAGCAAGGCCAAAAGAUUACAUUUUCCAAAUAUUUAACAUUUUCUUUUUCAUCUGUUAGGAAAACAUUUCAAUCUGAGUUAGCUUUAAUUAUCUUAUUCAUGAAUUACAAUAUUCUCCAAAUGAGUACACCUUUAUCACUCCCUACCAUAGAUACACCUUAUGUUAUAAAUAAGUUUUUUUUACAUUUAUGGCAAGCAUUUUGUUAAGACUGGUGUGUUUUAUCAUGACUAUCACUAUUGCUAAGCAUGCAGUUUGUUUAAGUUGCCUUUUGGCAUGAUAGAUCAUGGACACUUUCUCUCUGAAUCAUACCCAUGGGUGGAUUUUCGUUUUAUAUGAUAGAGUAGCAUAUUAGAAGCAUAUUUUAGAAUAGGGCCUUUGAGAAAUUCACCCUUUUUGUUUGAAGUUCACCAUAGUACCUUAAAGAAAUAAAGGGAAUGUGGGAUAGGAGUAACUUGAUUCAGGUUUAAUAUGGUGGGCUUUGAAUUUUUUCUACUAUCAAAAACAGUACUUUUCUUUAGUUAAAAAAUUAUAGUUUUCUUUUAUCAUGGCCAAACUAACAGAUUAAAAGGAAUGGCCAAGGCAAGAAAGAAAGUAAAAUGAGGGAAGAUAUCCAAAACUGUAUGGCAUUUUUACUCCUUCUGAAGGAGAAAUACUGUACUUGAACUUUUUGAGCUAUGCAGACUUAUACCUAGAUUGUUGUGUUUCUUUGAUUGUUAGGAGAAAAGCUUUCUUCCUAAUAAUUCUUGAGUACUUUAUAUUUUGUUUGAAAACAUCUUUUAUGUACAUAAAAAGGGUAGUUACCCAUUUGCAAGCACUUAUAACACUCCAUAGAAUCAGGCAAUGGGAAAGGUCACCUUUUUGUAUUCAGUAGGUGUAAAGUGAGAAUAUGUGGGAUUGUGUAUAAAAUUAUAUUUUAUUUUGUGAAAAUAUUUUUAUAUAACAAAAUUUAAAAGGGUGGUAAGCUAAAAGAUAGCCUUCUUUGUUACUAGUGUGUUUUCCCCCAAUUUAGUCUUUUCUAAACAACGUUUCUCUGUUUUAGAGCAGAAAAUAUUAUAUCCUGAGAAUCACAGAAUCAUCUAAAGAUGUCUUAUUGAAACUGGGGAGAUUAUAGGUCUUUAUUCCUCUUGUGCUUCAGGAAAUGAAUGAUUAUUUAGUUGAUAUUGAAAGUUAGUGUGUUUUUAUAUUUUUAGAGUGGGAACAAAUACUAAACUUUUGAAGGGUUUUUUGUUGCUGGUUUUUUACCAUGUUAUAUUACUAAAUUCCACUUUGAUACAGAGUUUAAAUUUUGCUACUUCUCAAAAUUAGUUAAGAUUCUUCACUUUUACCUGCCCAUAUUUACAUUGCUCCUGUGAUGUAUGUCGACUCUGUAUACGGCAAAUCUUGUCUCAAAUCACAUCAUUUUUUCCUGUGAGUGUGUAUGUGGAGGGUGGAGUGGGGGAUGUUGUUAUAAGUAAAACCUUUCCAAAACAUGGGCUAAAAAAGAGGUAGCUCGUUAUCCAUUGCUAUCUGUGUACUCAAAAGCCGUUCAUUCCCCUGGUACCCUACUAUUUGCAGCUUUAUUUAUAGGCUUCACCUCAAGUAUUUGUAGUUUUAGUAGGCAUUACCUCAAAUUUUCCCACAGAAUUCCAUAAUUUGCAAUGUUACGCUAACCCAUCUACAUGGGACUUCUAAAAGCUAACCCAGGACAGGAAUAUAUGAUUAAAUAAUAACUAGAACAUGUGUAUAAUAAGUAUAAUUGUAGCUUUUGAAGUUUUUCUCCCCAAAACUUGAUCGUAGCCACUGUAUUUGUGAGAACUCACAUAGGUUGAAGCAUAGCAGUCACAGUAUGCUUUUUUAUAUAAGCACAUAGAUCCACGACACAAUUAGGUACUUAUGUGACACGCAUUAUAUUCACUGCAGAGACUGUCUUCUUGAAUGUAGUUUAAAAGGCAUGUCACACUAGAUUACUAGGAAAGAUGGGAUUGGAAAUCGGGAAUUGUAGAGGAAAAGCUUGUGCUUUGGAGGUCAGGAAAGCUAUGAAAGUAGAAACCUAAGGAGUCCAGUUUGUUCUGUUAAUAUCUAGUGAUUAGCUUCAUUAAACUGCAAGUAGUGUCAGCUUCCACCAUAAGCUUGGGCCUUCCUCCAUCUUGUUGUAUCUAAGUCUCUCUAAGUGAAAUUGUGUGGUUUGCCAUUUCAGUGUUCAUGAACUUUCCUUACUAUCGCAGGUUCUACUUACUCUUUAUCCUUUGCCAUUCAUGUUUUCAUGUUAUUGUACUCUAGCCACUGUAGGAACAAAGGAGCUAUCAGAAGAGUCCUGGGUACGCAGAGGGUGUCAGCUGCCUCAGCCUCACUGGGCACAGAGCAGAAACCUUUCUGAGUAUUGGAAAGUAGGAAAUGAAAGUCGAGUGCUGAGUUGGUUGGAUUACUGAUAGCCUGUUAUUGAGUUGGAUUUUAAAAGAGUCUACUCAGACUAAAGCACCGGGAACAACAGUCUGCAGUCAGCUUGCUGAACCUUCACAUAAUCCCCAUGCUUUUCAUGGGGCUGCAGGGAAGGUGCAUGUGUCUCAGGAGAGGUGUCAUCACCAAGGACAGCAGUUCCUGAGCUGAGUUUGCAAAACUGGACCUGAAUUUCAUAGGUAUGAUGUAGCUCUUCUUCUACCCUUUGCCUUUGUUGUUUUUGUUUUUAUUGGAAUUAACUCUCUUUUUAAAGAGCUUCCUCCUCACCACCCCCCCCACACACACACCCCUCUGUUUGUACUUUUCAAAACUAAGGUAUAUAUUUUUGCUGUUUUUUGCAUUCUUUUACUUUAUAUUUCAUUCUCUGCAUUGGCAAGUAAGUACCAAAUGAAAAGCGGAGGUCCGAAAGUAUAACUCUCCUCUCUCCCUUUCCCUCAUUGCCUGCAUGGGCAGUAGCUCAUACAGUUGUUGAUUGAUUUCUUUGAGUGACUUUUUGGGGCUAUAUACUUAAAAAAUGUACAGAUAUGUUUUUAUAUUUUCAUUUUGUCUAUUUUUUCCUGAUUAAAACAGAAAUAUUUUCCUAUGAAAAUCUCAUUUGCCCUUCCUAUAUUGCCUGUGUGGGCAACAGCUACAGAGUAGUUAUUUGAUUUCCUUUUUUGGAAGGAGAUGGUGAUAUUGGGAAGAGAGGGGAGUAUGUUCUUUUAAAAAUGUAUACAAAUGUGUUUGCUGCUAUUUUGUGGUUGGCGUUUCAUUUUGUACUUCCCUCAUCCUUCUCGUGGGUAUGUAGAUAUCUAAUGAACCAUGGAGGUCCCAUUACCCCUCUCUUCAUUGCCUGUGUGGACAUGAACUAAUGGAGGAGUUGUAGUUGCUGUUGUUUUGAUCUAGUCUUGAAGGCAGAGGGUUGUAUAUCGUUCUUGAAAAUGUAUAUAAAUGUUAUGCUACUUUUUUAUAUUUCAUUUUAUACAUGCUUCUUUGUGUGGAUGGAUGCAUAGGUACUUAAUGAAAAUUGAAGUUCAGAGUAUGACAGAUCUCCUCUUUUCCCUUUUCCUUAUUGCCUCUUUGGGCAAUAGCUAGUAGAGUAGUUUGUUUUGUUUUGUGGGGUGGGAGAGAGUGGGGUAUGUACUCAAUGUAUAUAAAUAAAUUUCCUACUACUUUGUAUUACUAAUUCAUUUCGUGCUCUGUCCUUCUCAUAGGACGUGGAAGUACCUAAUGAAUGAGACGUGGAGGUCCGGAUGUAUGACAAUCUCCUCUUGUCCCCUUCCCUUAUUGCCUCUGUGGGCAAUGGCUAGUAGAGUAGUUGAUUAGUUUCAGGGGCUCUUUUGUGGGUAUUGGGUAAAUACUUUUUAAGUGUAUAUACAUGUUUUUACUUCCUUAUUAUAGUAUUUAGUUGGAUACCCAGUCCUUCACUUGGACAUGUAGGUUCCUAAUGAACCAUGGAGUUCUGGGUAUACAGCAGUCUCCUCUUCUCCUUUUCCCUUUUUAUCUAUGUAGGCAAUAAUUUUAAAGUAGUUUGGGUUUUUCAAAGUUUUGGGGGGUAGGAUAUAUACUUUUGGAAACUGUAUAUAUGAUGUUUAUUACUACAUUGUGUUAUUCCAUUUUGUACCCCGUCCCGAGCUUGGACGUGUAGGUACCUAACGAGACGUGGAGGUCCGGAUGUAUGAACAUCUCCUCUUUUCCCCUUUCCAUGUUGCCUCUGUGGGCAAUAGUUUGAGAGUAGUCUAGAUUAUUUUCUACUCUACCACUGCCUCCCCUGGGAAGGUGGGGAUAUGUACUUUAUAAAAUGUAUAUAAAUGUUUUUGUUCCUUUUAUCUGUUACUUCAUUUUGUACCUAGACCUUUCCAUUUCAUUAGGUACCUGAUGAAAAUUAAGGUUCAUUCUAUGAAAAAAAUCUCCUCUUCUCCCUGCCCUUAUUGCCUGUCUGGGCAAUGGCUAGUAGCGUAGUUGUUUAGAGAUUUUUUUUUUUGGCAGGCUGGUGGGGGACUUCUGGGUUUGCAUUUUUUAAAAUGUAUAUAAAUGUUUACUGCUUUUUUUGUUCUUUCACUCCAAACCCAAUUUUUUGUUUGGACUUGCAGAUAUCCACUGUAAUGCAGAAGCCCAUGUCCAGAGGUGUCAUCAGUCUUUUCUUCCUUUCCCUGUAGCCUGUGUACGUGGGCAGUACUAUGAGAGUGCUAUAGGGCUUGGUUUUUUGUUUUUUGUUUUUGAGAUUUUUAAUGGGGAAUGGGCUUGACAAGACAUGUAAUUUUUUAAAUUUAUAUAAAUGUUUUUGCCUCUUUUUGGUGUUCACUUCAUUUUGAAUCUAGUCCUUUGCAUGGCUAUUUAGGUACUUAGGUAUUUAGGUAAUGAAAGUUGAGAUUGAGUCUAUGAAAAAUCCCCCCUACUCCCCUUUCCUCAUUGCCUGGUGGGCAAUAGUAGAACAGUAGAUGUUUAGGGUUUUUUUUGAGGGGUGGGGGUGGGGGGAGAUUUGGGUGUAUAUAUAUGUAUAUUUUGUUUUCUUUAAUGUAGAUAAAUGUUUGCUACAUUUUGUGUAUUAUUUCACUUAGUACCCAGUCCUUUUCUGGGACUUGUAGGUGCAUAAUGAAACAUGGAGGUCCAGAUGUAUGAUAAAUCUCCACUGCUCCCCUUCCCUCACUGCCUGCGUGGGCAAUAGUUUUAUAAUCUGGGGUUUUUUGGGGGGGUGAAUUAUUUGGGUGGGUAGUGGUUAGGGGAAAAGGACAGGGUAUAAACUUUUAAAAAAAUGUAUAUAAAUGUUUUCAUGUUACUGAUUUUGUACCUAGUCUUUUGCAUGGAUGUAUAGGUACCGAAUGAAAAUCGAGGAUGAGUGUGUGACAGGUCUCCCCUUCUCCCCUCCCCUUGUUGCCUGUGUAGGCAACAGCGAGUAGAAUAGUUGUGUGUUGUUUACUUACUUGUUUGUUUUGAAGGGAUUUGUAUCUUUGGCAAGGGAAUAUUCUUAAUACCUAUAAAUAUGUUUUUAUUUCUUUGUUAUUUCCUUUUGUGUUUAGUCCUUUGUGUGGCUAUGUAGGGACCUAAUGAAACUUGAGUUUCAUAAGUUGACAGAUCACUUCUUCCUUUCCUACCUAUUUCCUCAUUUAGCAGUAGCUAGUAUAGUUGUUGUUUUGUGGUUAUUUUGUUUUAUUUUCUAGGAUAUAUGCCUUUAAAGAUGUAAAAAUAUAUACGCACAUAUAUAAUUUCCUUCUUUUUUUUUUCCAUUAUUUUUCUUUAAUACUUAGUCCUUUGCAGGGCUCUGAAUGUAUCUAAUAAAAAUAAAGUCCCACCAAAUGCGUGCCAUCUGACUUGAAGGUGUGGCAUUGUGGUGGUGUAACUAAUGGCAACAGACAUAGCAAAUAAGUUGGGAGAAGACACUGGAUAUGGUUGAGUUGUGAAAGCUAAUCAGAUCCAGCAUUUCUUAUGUUGAUUCAAACUGAAUGAAAUGGUAAGAAGGGCCCUGUUCUUUGGAAAUCCCAGAAAAGUAAGAGGACAAUACUAAGUAAAACUGUGUUUAAAGUUCAUUGCUGAUUAAUCUUUCAGUAGCUGGACAGCCAGACAAGUGCUGCCUAGAACCCAGUUGAAGACCCUUGAGAGUAGCUUCUUUUUUGAGGCCUAGAUUUCUGCUUCACCUACAGAAGUCUGUUGCAAUUCCAUCAAUAGCAUAUCCUUGUGUACUCAGUAGAAAUUAUUUUGAUUUUUGGAAUGAACCUUUGGAGUUAUUGCCAUGGUUCUAGUGAAGGACAACAUGGGCCUAGAAACUAACCCAAAAAGAAUUUGGGAGACAAGCCUUUUUUAUCUUUCAACACUCAUAUAUGGUAGGGCAAGCUGGCCCUUUCCUACCCAGGGCUCCUCUGUGUGGCUGCGUGUCUCUCCUCAGUUCUCCAUUAGCUGGACCAUUCCUGUUCUUUUUCCUUUUUGUCUUCAGUCCCUGCAUUGUUAGAUAUUGUCUUCAAGUGCACUCAAAACUGUAAGCCAGUGUUGCCUCAUUAGCUGUAUUUUUUGCAUGCAUUUCAUGUAUCCAGACCUGUAUGUUCGCUUUCAGCAUUUUUUAAUCAUAUUUCACAUCGACUCUUCAUCCACCACAUGGUAACUGUUAUGACUGCAUGUCUGUCUGUAUCAAAGAAAAUGCGUGCGUAAAAUCCAUCCCUCCUUCCCUCCAUUCCUCCCUUUGAGCUUCUGAGCAUUAUUUGUUUGUUCUGCAGUUUAUAAUGAAUAUAAUGCUAAAGAUUUGCUGUAUUAUUAUUAUUAUUUUAUUUUAUUUGUUAGAAACAUUGAGUGAUAGGACUCCUAGAAAAUUUGCAAAGAGAUGUUAUUUACCAUAUCAAACUCUCAGGUUCUAUUGUUGAAAAAUUAGCCUAUACUUUACUGUUACUUAUUCCUGCUGCUGUAGAGAAAACAAAAGUUUAUUCAUGACACAUUUAACUUUGAUCGUAAAUAAAAGAAGAGGAAGCACCUUUUUGGAGUUAGUCAUGGUAGUCAUUAGUGAUAUUUCUGAACAGUUCUUCAUUUGAAGUACUUCAAAGGAAGUAAAGGUCAUGGCUUAGCUGAACGAAACGCUCCAGAAGUUGAACGGUAUAAACCAUCAGUACAAUGAUACACUCGUGUGUGUGUGUAUAUAAAAUGAGAAUUACAGCAUAAUUGGAGCAUUUGCAUUAAUCAGCAAACUCACUUUGAGACAAAGCUCAGUCUUACAGCUUUCUUGAUUAAAGCCAACUGUUCCAUGUUGCUGUGAAGAAUACUCUCUUUCAAACACUUUGGAAAGUAGUUACUUGGGUACUGUAAGGGUAUUAUGUUUUUGUAUUUAAACACCUAUAGAGAUCUCCAAUUCCUUGAAUCUGAGCUUAUGGGUGGAAUUCUAAAUUUGUAUCAUAAUCUGUCUUUUGUGGAAGAUUUUGAAAAUAGUAUGUGUAUAUAUAAUAUUAUAUAUGCAAGUUGUGUUGUGUCACUUGUAAAGGGAAAAGACUUAUUUUUCUUUAUACUUUAAUUUGUUUUGCGUAUGACCAGCACUGACUGAAAGGCAUGUGUAACUGCAAACACUGUUGCUUUUUUUUUUGUGAAAUGAAAAUAAAAGUAUUUAAAUAUAAA
Diceros bicornis minor is the source of this 11325-nucleotide messenger RNA. RefSeq names its product leucyl and cystinyl aminopeptidase (gene LNPEP). The record is from RefSeq and is a predicted model, not a curated record. Gene Ontology annotation, cellular component: cytoplasm. Gene Ontology annotation, biological process: peptide catabolic process; proteolysis. Gene Ontology annotation, molecular function: metalloaminopeptidase activity; peptide binding; zinc ion binding. The transcript is spliced from 18 exons. The coding region runs from base 89 to 3169 and encodes 1026 amino acids. Lineage: Eukaryota; Metazoa; Chordata; Mammalia; Perissodactyla; Rhinocerotidae.